GUUCGCCUCGCCGCCGCCAGAUGUCAGACCGACUUGUUUUGACUCGGAGAAAAAUCAAUAAUUAAUUCCAUAUUUCAGCGCCUCCUCAUCUCUCUUUCUUCCCAUUUCCCUAGUGAUUUUGUCAAGUGAAUCUAAACCUCAGACGCCAUGGCUACUUUGGAGGACCGCAUCCUCGGGGAGAAGCUAGAGUAUUAUUGCAGCAGUUCGGAAGACGAGAGCGAAGAUGACAACGAGGAGGAUGAGGAGUCUGGGUCGCAGACGGCAGUUAAGGAUGCGAGUCUUGAGCCACCUCCGGAGACUGAGCUAAGGAGCUGGGAGGGAUCAUCCACUAAUACUGGGCCCAAAGGCGUGCUGAAAGACUGGCAGCGUUUCAAACAGCUGGAGACGGAAAAACGCAAAGAGCAAGAAAGAGAACGCCUUGAACUUGCAAAGAAGUUGGCUAUGAGCUGCAGGUCACAUCUGGAUGAAGAAAAAGACAAAGAAAAACAAAAUGAGGAGGAGGAGGAUGUGGACCGCCUGAUUGACGAAGAGUUCCUGCGGCAGUACAUCUCAAAGAGGAUGGAGGAGAUGAUGGCCACAACUUCAACUAAGGCCCAGUUUGGUACAUUGAUUGCGCUCGAUAAUGGAGACUCAUUCCUCGAUGCCAUUGACAAAGAGGACAAGGAGGUCACAAUAAUUGUUCACAUAUAUGAGGAAGAAGCUGCAGGAUGUGAGGCCAUGAAUGGUUGUCUGGCUUGCUUGGCUCUGGAGUAUCCACAUGUCAAAUUCUGCAGAUUACAUGCAACAGCAGCUGGUGUCAGCAGUCGUUUUAAAGUGACAGGUCUACCAGCAUUGCUGAUCUACAAGAGUGGACAGAUGGUGGGCAACUUUGUCCGCCUCACAGAUGAAUUUGGGGAAGACUUUUAUGCAACAGAUGUGGAGUCAUUCCUUAUAGAACAUGGAAUGCUCAUCGACAAGACCCUGAUCCCCCCAGGAGUCACCAUCAAGGGACCCUCUAUCAUGAAGGAGGAUGAAGACAGUGACUUCAGUCUGGAGGACUAACCCCCACAGCCUUUCCUAGAGGCGUAUGGUUAAGUUCCUCCCUCACCUCGUCUCCUCCACUCUCGUCUUCCUCGCCGGUAUAUACCCUCGAUGCCAGUCUCAGUCACAGCCAUAGGAGGGUUCUCUGUCCUUGUACAUUAGGAUUUCUCAGUUUUUGCUUGACUUGGGUCACAAUGAAAAUUUGUGUUCUUGGUUAUCAUUUUUUAUUUAGUUGCCGUCGUUUUAUUUUGUGUUUGUGGAAGAAACGUUUAAUUAAAGAGUGACUGAAGACCCACAGUGUGAAUAUAAGUUUGUGUUAACAAAACUAAAGCAAUUCAUUUUAUAAAUCUUUAUCUAUAUCUAUGUGUCUAUUGCUCAUUCUAGCUAGCUAUCUGUCUACCUAUCCAUCUAUCUCUAUCUGUCUGUUUAUAUAGAUAGAUAGAUAGAGAUAGAUCAAAGGAUAUUAGUACUUUUUCUUUUACUUUCUCUUCUUCAUGAUCAUCAUCAUGUCCAUUUCAUUAUUCCAAGUUAGAUUCCAUGUGAUUACUCAGAAACAAUGGAAAGUGCUAUUGUAUUUUACCACUAACACCAUUGCAAAGAUCUCAUGUGUGUGUGUGUGUGUCUGUGUGUGUA
Molecule: messenger RNA, 1653 nt
Organism: Penaeus vannamei (Pacific white shrimp)
Lineage: Eukaryota; Metazoa; Arthropoda; Malacostraca; Decapoda; Penaeidae
Product: phosducin-like protein
Biological process (GO): regulation of G protein-coupled receptor signaling pathway
Source: RefSeq, a predicted model, not a curated record